Molecule: messenger RNA, 648 nt
Organism: Drosophila santomea
Lineage: Eukaryota; Metazoa; Arthropoda; Insecta; Diptera; Drosophilidae
Exons: 1
Coding region: 1-483 (160 amino acids)
Source: RefSeq, a predicted model, not a curated record
AUGGACAAUAAGAUGGAAAAGUACUGGAGGCGACUAUUUUAUAUGCAGCCAAUCGCAGGACCCACUCCUUUGGAUCCUGACACGAUAGAAUACUUCGGGAUAUAUAGUAUUACCGAGUCCCAAGUCGCCACCCAAAAACGAUGGUAUAUUUAUUAUGGCCUUAGAACAGAAAGGUUAAAGGUUAUGGAAAGGAUUCGCAAGAAAUAUGGUAAAAAACAUGUCCGGGAAAUAUUUCAGAUCGCCACAUUCAGCGGAGUGGGAUUUCAUAAAAUCGUAAGAGAAUAUUUCUGCAACUUAAAAUGGUUCACAAGCAGAAAUCUCUUGGAAGCUCCACUUAAUAGUCAUUAUAAUGAUGAAAGACUCGUGAAAACAGUUUCAGACUUGCAUAACAAGGAGCUAAGAAGAAUCUUUGACUGUAUAAUGAUACAACACGAUUGGUUUAAGCGCUAUAAUGAUCAAAAGCCACCACCUGCUAAACAUUAAGCUAACUACGGAAUCCGACUAUCAGUUACACGUUACUUAAUUCACAAAUCUUUUUUUGAAAAUGCGCCAUCUGUUGGCUAGUAACGACAUUUGUAAAUUUUUUUACCCACAAUUCCAUUGAAUUGUUAUCCCUACUGAUUGAAUGCAUUUUAAAAAAAAGUUCAA